AUGCGCUUUAUUGUUCGAAAUGCCGCGCAAAUCAGCAACAUACGAAGUGUGACGCUGCGGGGCACGCGUAGCACACAAUGCCUUGGACGAGAAUUUUGCACCCAGAAAUUUGACGAGGAGGAAAGAGCUAUCCUCGGAUCAUGGCUGGCCAACAUGCAGGACGAAGCUACUGGAGAGCUUCAACUGCCAGAUGCCAUAGCUGCUGUCGUGUCUCGUCUUUCAUCAGCGACAACCCUAGAGAUACAGACCUUUGACCGAGCCAGUUACGAUGACGGAGGCAAAGCUCGCCCUCCCAGAGACCCAUUCCUGUGCACCUUAGGGCAGCUCAUAUCCUCCUCCAACAAUAGCUCCGUUCUCAACAGCCUUGGAACACUCCAAUUUAGCAUACCUGUUCCCGACGAUGAUCUUGCGAAGGAUUUCGGAUACUGCAUCUACCCAGAAUCCAUCCUGCCUUUUUUCAGCCUGCCUUCGAUCAAGACGCUUGAGCUUCACAGAGUGGAUGACGGCGGAAAGCCGAUUAAGCCGAUUUCAUCGCUUACAGCACCGACACUGAAGAGCUUGGUCUUGAAGAGAUGCCAACUCAUAGAAGACAACAUUGCCACAAUCAUUCGAAAUUCCCCAACUCUCGAAGUCUUGCGAGUCGAUAUCGCUAUCGAUGCCGACUGCGCGAAAGGAUGGCUCAACUUGGCAAACCUGAAAACUGCUCUGGCGCCUCUAAAGGAGUCACUCAAGGAAUUAUCGCUGUCGUUGACCUUGUGGUCGUCAACGGCCAUCGAUUGUGGCGGGCCAGGACCCUGGGGCAUCCGCGGUUCGAUCGGUUCGCUAGAGGAUUUUACCAGCCUGACCCACCUGAUCAUUUCUCUGCCCGUUCUACUUGGCUGGAAGACGCAAGGCGCCGCUGAUAUAAUCUACGUUUUGCCGGAAAGCCUCGAGGUGCUAACGAUCACAAACGAGAUGGCUUCGUGGUGGAAAUAUGAGUGGGAUGACCUCAACUGUGAAGGCGGUCAUGCCGAGAUGGCGAGAUGGGAGACCCUAGAAUGGAAAAUUAUGGAGUUUUUGGAAUGCCGGCCGCCUGUAUUGAGAGAGCUGAGACUGGUGAUCGGUGAGGUUGCCGGUGAGGAGGAGAGGGCUAAGGAGUUGAAGGCGAGGCUGGUCGAUACGGGCCGUCCUGUCGGGGUCAACGUCACUGUCGAGUUCAAAACAUAA
This is a messenger RNA of Colletotrichum chrysophilum, 1206 nucleotides long. RefSeq lists its product as uncharacterized. The transcript has a single exon. Lineage: Eukaryota; Fungi; Ascomycota; Sordariomycetes; Glomerellales; Glomerellaceae. The coding region runs from base 1 to 1206 and encodes 401 amino acids. The record is from RefSeq and is a predicted model, not a curated record.